Messenger RNA from Eleginops maclovinus (Patagonian blennie), 3926 nucleotides. It is a transcript of the gene fbxo4, whose product is annotated as F-box protein 4. Gene Ontology annotation, molecular function: protein binding. The record is from RefSeq and is a predicted model, not a curated record. The transcript is spliced from 7 exons. The coding region runs from base 93 to 1298 and encodes 401 amino acids. Gene Ontology annotation, cellular component: SCF ubiquitin ligase complex. NCBI's taxonomy places the organism in Eukaryota, Metazoa, Chordata, Actinopteri, Perciformes, Eleginopidae. Gene Ontology annotation, biological process: SCF-dependent proteasomal ubiquitin-dependent protein catabolic process; protein polyubiquitination.
AGUACGAGUGUCAACAUUAACGGGUUGUCAUCUCUGCUUGCUCUAUAUUAAAGUGUGUAGCUACAUGCUUACCGUCACUCACAUCUGAAGUCAUGGCAGGUAAUAUCCAGCAGCUCAACGAGUCUGUAGUGAUCCGAAGCCUCAGGCGCUUCGGAAACACAUAUUUUCCAAACGGAUCUAAAGUUUUUAAAGACGAACUUGCGACUGUUAUAGAAGCGAAAGCAGAGCCACAACCCGGAUUUCUUGACAGUUCACCGGUGGAUGUACAGUUCCUGAUUAUGACCUUUCUGUGUCCUGCGGAUAUCUGCUGCCUGGGAGCCACCAGUCGGUACUGGAGGGCCAUGGUUAGAGAUCCAUUACUGUGGAGAUACUUCCUGCUCAGGGACAUGCCAUACUGGCCCUCCAUUGAUCAUAUCAGCAUGCCCCAACUGCAGUUCUUGGAUGCACCACUAAUCGAUGAAGAUGAGAGUCUGGAUGAUAGAGAAGAGGGGGGCGACAGAGGGAUGGAAUCAAAAUUUGACUACAUGUCAGAAUAUCUGAAAGGCUGCCCAUCCUGCAGACAACAGUGGCUACCUUCACGUCCGGCAUAUGAGGUCAUUACCUCUUUUCUUCAGUCUUUAGUGCUCUCAUCUGAACCACGCUAUGUGAUGUUUGGCCCUGGCAUGGAGCAGCUUGAUGUGUCGUUAGUCACAAGGCUCAUGCAGGCCUCAGAUGUGCUUCGUUUGUCUGGCACUCCUCACAGGCAGAUAAAUGGCAUUGGCUCUGGGAUCAGUUUCAUUUUCAACAACCAACACAAAUUCAAUAUCUUGACUCUGUAUUCAACCAAUAGGGCGGAGAGGGAAAGAGCCAGAGUGCAGCAGCAGAGUGUCGGUAAUAAACUGUUUACCUUAGAAGGAACAGAUGAAUCAGGAUGUCCAGUCUACAGCCCUGCGCCUCAGGUCCAGCAAGUGUGCCAGGUGGUGGAUGGUUUCAUCUAUGUAGCUAAUGCAGAGCUUGGGAGAGGUGGGGAAGAGUCUGAGGUGGCUCAGAUUCAGGCUGUGCUGAGCUCUGCUGAAAGUUCAGCAUCCAAGCCUCUGCUGGUGCUGUCCUGUGUCUCCAGAGACGCACCAGAAGAGGUCACAAGCAGAAACAGGACCAGGUGGAGGACUCCUUGUGUUGACAUGGCAAAGAGACUUGAACUACCCCAGCUGGCUAACCCCUGGAUGGUGCAGGAUACAGUGGCAGAAUCCCUGUCAGGUCUCCUGGAUGGCAUUUCCUGGUUGCUGAGAUGUUCUGGGGUCAAAAUCCAUGGGAGUUAGAUAUCUAACUACUGCUGCUACUGAUGAAUGGAAACAACACACUUUAUUGCUGCGUCUUCCUGACUUACUACAGCUUUUCCUGAGUAUGGUAUGCCACAUGUGCACUGAGUGUAGUUAUGCCUGUGGAAUGUAAGGAACUGCAUCAGCAGCAGAUUUGAUGGGUUUCUAUUUGUUAUUGAUCCGAGAGAAGAGAAAGAGCCAUAUGAAGGAGUCAGAGCAGAACCAGGGUUACACAAGUGACGUCACAGUAACCCCUCAGACUUGGUUUGUUGAACACUAUAAUCUAUAGAUAAACAGACUCACCAGCAGAAUUAUAAAACCAAAAAGGAAAAGAAACCCACACAUGUAAUAUAGAGAUUUGUUUUAUAAAGACAUACAAAUAUCACAAUAUCUUUUGCAAAAUACCUGGAUAUUGAUAUUGUAUAGCGAGUAACUGAAAAAAUGAUAGCACUUUACUGUAAUACAGCCUUAAAACAACAGAAAAUAAUACUGUUUUGCCGUUUUAUGAUAUCCAAAAUACAGAACAGAAAUUAGUGUACACCUUAUCAUGACACAGUUCUAUAGUUGAUCAUCUGCUAACUAAACAGAAGGCCAGCUGUUUAGUUUAAAAUGGGAUAGUGAUUGUAAAUGUUUUAAUGAUUUAUUAAAGACUCAUUAUAACCUAAUCCCACAUUUUACAGUAAAAAAAUACUUUUGUAAUUAAUGUGUUUUCAUAUGUAAUUUGUUGCGCAAUUUGAUUUCAAAAGGUUUCAGAUAUGUAUUUAGGUCAUAAGUCACAGUUCAGUCUUUUACAAUAUUAAUGACUUUAUUAAAUGUCUGUUAAAAGAAACAAACUCGUAUAUUUCUGUUAAGUAAUCAAAAUUACAAACCUCCCUGAAUCUGAGUCAAGUAUUUUGGCAUUCGUCUUUUAGAUCUCGUUCAUAUCUUCACAAGUUUAGCCUUGUGAACAGUGGAAAGUAUUUCUUCUUCCCCUUCCUUUCCUCUCCUCUGAGGUCAGCUCUGGCAUGAGGAGUUGAGUCCACAUCUGUAUGUCAGUAAGCACGGAACAAUAUCCUGUUUUUGCCACCAGGGAGUGCUGCUAGUAGCUGGUGGAUUCAGUGUUUCGUAACAGAAAGUGCUGCCUUUCUAACUGCCCUUACUUAGCCUUGUUGGUUUGAUUAACAAGUGUAAAGUUUUCGUGACGUUAGAUAUGACCUGUAAGAAGUCAUCUUUAAACACAGUUAUGAAAUAUUCUCAGUAAGAGUCUGGAAAGUUGCUUUUGCAUUCUGCAGUAGGUAAUUCAUAUGCACAGUUGGACCUGAAAAUCAAUCUGUCUAUGACUAACAUCAGGCAGCAUGGAAAAUGCACAAUGACUUCUUCAAAAUUAAAAUGGAGGUAAAAACCCACAGGCAGACAUUUUAGAAAUGCUCGAUUCAAAUUGAUUGAAGUAAUUCAAUAACACACUCCAUGUCUAUUUUUGUCCAUGAUAUGAAUUCCAGUGCAAUUACAGCACUUAAAGUGUUGAAUGUAUGUUGGUCGAAUUAAAAUGACCACCUAUUCAUUGUCCCCUGCUGGCAGCGGUGUUCACAUGUUGUUAUGGCACCAUGUAAGGCAUGACAAGAUAAUGUGCCGCACUGGUGGUCUUUUGUUUUAGUCCCCUAGGUAACCACAAGUAUUUUGUAAAAGUAUGUUCCCCCAGGCAGCCCUUUUUAUCAAAAGGAUUUUUCUCCUCCACAAUCAUUUUCAUAGACAUACAGAUUUGGACCAUGAUUGGUGCAAUUUAGGUGCAUUAAGCUGAGCUGAAUACUGGUGAAGCGGAGAUUGAUUCUCUUUUUCCCCCUGGUGAAGUUUAAAGGGAAAUGAUGGAGAAGGCAGCUGUGUGUGUGUGUGUGUGUGUGUUUCUGAUUGAAAAUCUCUGUUCUCUGUAAACAGGAUGUCUUAUCUUUUACGUCCUCAUUUCACAGUUAUUUACCCACAUUGUAUGUUUUUGUGCAUGUCUUGUGUGUAUAUAUGCUCAUGUUUACAUAGACUGUCCAAAAACGAAGGUUCACCAAAUAAAAAAAAUAGCAUAUGAACCAUGGGAACCUGUUUUCAGGGCAGGUAUGUUCGGGAUAACUGCCUAAUCCGUUGUUAUUACUUUGUGAUCCUGAUGGGGCCAAUGGAAGUAAAGACAUUCCGCUGAGCAAGCACUGGCACUGUCAGUGUGGAUGAAUAAAUAAGGUAGUCUCAGUCUGAAUGCAUGAAGAAGUGAACUAAGCUGAAACACUUUUAUGUGAAUGCAGGCUAAAGAAAAUAACCUAAAAAUGAAGUGAAUGCUGUUUGCAGUCAGCAUGUGUUGGAUCCUCUGUUGAGACUUACUUGCAUAGCAUAUUUUUAAAGUCUGUUUAUUCAGAAUGCAGACUGUGGACCAUUAGCACACAGUCCUAAAUAAUGGAGGCCUGGGUUUUGUGGGGGAGGAUCCUGGGCCAUGUUUUGGAGUUCUGAAUGAAUGAGUUCCAGACCUCCAGCUGCCUCUUGUCUUCGGAAAUCAAAAGGGGCCUCUGGGAUAUGAUGUCACGAAGAAGAAACCCCGCUUUUUACUGACCCAAAACAGAGUUUGCAACAACAUGCAGACAGCUAAGGCAUGCAUGGAAGUUGUGUACUGAGACC